Molecule: messenger RNA, 3292 nt
Organism: Culicoides brevitarsis
Lineage: Eukaryota; Metazoa; Arthropoda; Insecta; Diptera; Ceratopogonidae
Gene: Mtr4
Product: exosome RNA helicase MTR4
Exons: 5
Coding region: 63-3188 (1041 amino acids)
Biological process (GO): maturation of 5.8S rRNA; RNA catabolic process
Cellular component (GO): nucleus
Molecular function (GO): ATP binding; RNA helicase activity; RNA binding
Source: RefSeq, a predicted model, not a curated record
AACAACGUUUUAUGGUUAAACUCAAUUUUAAAGACAGAAAUUUCCUAAAAUUUAAUUGAAUAAUGGCAGAUUUGGACGAUAUUUUUGACUGUUUUGACGAAAAUCAACCGGAGGAAGUGCAGGCAACUGGACCUGUUGUCGUAGAAGAUGACGUUGCAAUGACCGAGAAAGACUUCAAGCCAGAAGUUAUAGCAGAAGCGGGUGAUUUGGAUGAAUCUCUGGCAAAAAGGAAGCAUGACGCGACAAAAACGGAAUCCGAUGAUGAUGAUACGAGUAAGAAGUUGAAGGUUGUCGAGAGCGUGUUGGAUGAUAUCAACUUGGAUGGCGUCGUUUCCCACAUCACGACACACACCCUUUUAACCCCGGAAGCAUGCACGCACGAAGUCGCAAUUUAUCCCGGGCAAACUCUUCAACCUUUACUUCCGCCAACGGGUCCUCCCGCCAAGGAAUACAGCUUCAAACUCGAUCCCUUCCAACGUGAAGCCAUUUUGUGCAUCGAGAACAACCAAUCGGUCCUUGUGAGUGCUCACACCUCUGCUGGCAAGACAGUCGUUGCCGAAUACGCCAUCGCCCGUUCUCUUGCCGCCAAACAACGUGUCAUCUACACAACUCCCAUCAAGGCGCUUUCGAACCAAAAAUAUCGCGAAUUUCAAGAAGAAUUCACAGAUGUUGGUCUCGUAACGGGCGACGUCACGAUCAAUCCUUCCGCCUCGUGUCUCAUCAUGACAACAGAAAUCCUGCGAAACAUGCUUUAUCGCGGCAGUGAAAUUAUGCGGGAAUGCGGUUGGGUGAUUUUCGACGAGAUUCAUUACAUGCGUGACAAGGAACGAGGCGUUGUGUGGGAAGAAACGCUCAUUUUGCUGCCCGAUAACGUGCAUUAUGUCUUUUUGUCGGCUACCAUUCCGAAUGCACGUCAAUUCGCCGAGUGGGUUUGUCAUUUGCAUCGUCAGCCGUGUCACGUGGUGUACACAGAUUAUCGUCCGACGCCGUUGCAACACUAUUUGUUCCCUGCCGGAGGCGACGGAAUUCAUCUUGUGGUCGACGAAAAGGGCAGCUUCAAAGAGGAAAACUUCAACAAAGCCAUGAGUGUGCUCCAAAAUGCCGGAGAAGCGUCAAAAGGCGACCAAAAAGGCAGAAAAGGCGGAUUAAAAGCCUCAAAUUCGGGCGAAACGAACAUUUAUAAAAUCAUUAAAAUGAUAAUGGAACGAAAAUACGCGCCCGUCAUCAUUUUUUCCUUCAGCAAGAAAGAUUGCGAACUUUACGCCAUGGCUUUGUCGAAAUUGGACUUUAAUACGCAAGAAGAGAAGAAAAUGGUUGAUGAGGUUUUCAAUAACGCCAUGGAUGUUUUGUCGGAAGAAGAUCGCCAAUUGCCUCAGGUUCAAAACGUUCUCCCGUUACUGCGUCGCGGAAUCGGCAUCCAUCAUGGCGGAUUAUUGCCCAUUUUAAAGGAAACAAUCGAAAUUCUCUUCGGCGAAGGUCUCUUAAAAGCUCUUUUCGCUACCGAAACAUUCGCCAUGGGUCUCAACAUGCCUGCUCGCACGGUUCUUUACACUUCGCCACGCAAAUUCGACGGGCGCGAUUUCCGCUGGUUAACUUCCGGCGAAUACAUUCAAAUGUCGGGUCGUGCCGGGCGUCGUGGUCUCGAUGACAAAGGUAUCGUCAUCCUCAUGAUCGAUGAAAAAGUCUCAACAACCGCCGCAAAAGACAUCGUUCAAGGCAAACCGGAUCCCAUCAAUUCGGCAUUCCACUUGACGUACAACAUGGUCCUGAAUUUGUUGCGUGUCGAGGAAAUUAAUCCGGAAUACAUGCUGGAACGAUCUUUCUUCCAGUUCCAGAAUCAAGCUUCCAUUCCGGACAAAUACAAAAGUGUGCAGGAGUUACAGAAGAAAGUUGAGGAUUUUGCGAUCGAAGACGAGACUUCCGUGGCGUCAUAUCAUCACAUCAGAGACCAACUUGACAUACUCGGAAAACAAUUCCGGCAAUGGAUAACAAAACCGCAAUAUUUGAUUCCGUUUUUGCAACCGGGACGUUUGGUGAAGAUCCAAUUUGAGGAUCAAGAGUUCGAUUGGGGCAUGAUAGUUAAUUUCAAGAAAGACGUCGGCGAUGACAAGAAAAAUCCGUUGAAGAACGAAACGAAGUUGUUUAUUGACGUUUUGCUGCAUUUGGAUGGAAAACAAUCGGAUGACGAGAAACUUCGUCCUUGCCCGGCGGGAAAACGAGGAGAAGCUGAAAUAAUUCCUUGUCUCUCGUCGCUAAUUACGAAAAUCAGUAGUAUUCGUAUUCAUCACUCGAACGACUUGAGACCGAAGGAACAACGUUUAAAGGUCGUCAAAAACAUCGAAGAAGUAAAGGAACGUUUUAAGAGCAAAAGUCAAACAAUUCCCUUGCUACAUCCCGUCAACGACAUGCACAUCAAAGACAAAGAGUUCAAAACGUGCAUCGAUCGCAUCGAAGAUUUCGAGAAAAAACUAUUCGCACAUCCGCUACACAAUUCCCCGAAACUCGACUCAUUAUACGAACAAUAUUUAGCCAAGCUCAAGAUGGAAAACGAACUCAAAGCCGCCAAACAAGAAUUUCGCGAAGCAAAAUCCGUGUUGCAAAUGGACGAGCUCAAAUAUCGCAAACGGGUCCUUCGUCGCUUGGGAUAUUGCACCGCAGCUGACGUCAUCGAGUUCAAAGGUCGUGUCGCAUGCGAAUUAAGUGCUGCCGACGAACUUUUACUCACCGAGAUGAUUUUUAACGGAACUUUUAACAGUUUGACGCCACAGCAAUGCGCUUCGUUGCUUUCUUGUUUCGUUUGCGACGAAAAAUCCUCCGAAAGUACGACGACAGCUGAGGAACUUUCGGGCCCGUUGCGACAAAUGCAGGACUUGGCACGACGCAUUGCCAAAGUUUCGCGCGAAUGCAAGAUGGAAUUGGACGAGGAAGCGUAUUUGGAGAAAUUUAAGCCGAGUUUGAUGGAUGUCGUGCUGGCAUGGUGCAAAGGUUCAUCAUUUGCGGAUUUGUGCAAGAUGACGGACAUUUUUGAGGGUUCGAUUAUUCGAUGCAUGCGACGAUUGGAGGAAUUGCUGCGACAAAUGGUGCAGGCAAGCAAAACCAUUGGCAACGUCGAUUUAGAGAACAAAUUUACUGAUGCAGGACGACUACUGAAGCGAGAUAUUGUCUUUGCUGCUUCACUUUACUUGUAAGGAUUUUCUCACCAUAAGACAAAGUAUAUUUUCUGUAAUGUACAAAAAUCGGAAAAAAUUAAAUAAAACACUUGAUUAGAAUUUCAAGUAAAGUAUAGUAUAUA